Molecule: messenger RNA, 4077 nt
Organism: Pelobates fuscus (common spadefoot toad)
Lineage: Eukaryota; Metazoa; Chordata; Amphibia; Anura; Pelobatidae
Gene: ARHGAP30
Product: Rho GTPase activating protein 30
Exons: 12
Coding region: 293-3961 (1222 amino acids)
Biological process (GO): small GTPase-mediated signal transduction
Molecular function (GO): GTPase activator activity
Source: RefSeq, a predicted model, not a curated record
CCUGUGCAAAUAAAGUGUUUGAACGGGUAUUCAUCUAGGUGCACAGACCUGAAGAAAUAAGGGAACAGGUGUACGAGCCUCAUGAGAAUGAAACAAAACUUUGGGACGUCAUAAGAACCUGGGAAUAAUGGUGGGCUGACUAUCUAAAGGAGCUUUAGUCUUUCUAUGGAAAAAGCAUUACAAUCGAGACGAUUUAUUGUUCUGGUUUUGUUUUUGAAAUGUGCUGGAUUGCCAUCUUGAAUACUACAUACUCUGACAAUAACCUGGGCUGGUCUUGAAAAAAAGCUGUGUGAUGUCACUCGCAAUGAAAGCAAGACAGAAAGGGAAAAAGAAAUCCGGAAAGGACAAAGUCUUUGGAUGUGACUUGGUGGAACAUUUACAGUUGUCUGGACAAGAAGUUCCACAGGUAUUAAAAUGCUGCACCGAAUUUGUGGAAGAGCAUGGAGUAGUAGACGGAAUUUACCGACUGUGCGGGAUCGCUUCCAAUGUGCAGAAAUUACGGCAGGAAUUUGAAACAGAUCGACUCCCUGAUAUGAACAAGGACACAUACUACCAAGAUGUACAUUGUGUCAGUUCCCUCUGCAAAGCAUAUUUCAGACAACUGCCGAACCCACUGUUAACAUAUCAGCUGUAUGACAAGUUUGCUGAUGCUGUAGCAAUACAACUUGAGCAAGAACGAUUAGUGAAGAUAAAGGAUGUGCUGAAAGACCUUCCACGUCCUCAUUACAGAACCCUGGAGUAUCUCAUGAGGCAUCUGGUUCGAAUGGCUUCCUUCAGCUCACAAACAAACAUGCAUGCAAGGAAUCUAGCCAUAGUCUGGGCUCCGAACUUGCUCAGGUCCAAGGAUAUUGAAGCAUCUGGGUUCAAUGGCACUGCAGCAUUUAUGGAGGUUAGAAUCCAGUCCAUUGUGGUGGAAUUUAUCUUGACACACGUGGAGCAGCUCUUCGGGGACACACCACUUGGAAAUGGGAAUGAAACAAAUGCAUCCUCUCCUGAAGAUUAUUUCCGUUCUCUAUCCUACAAUAUACCAAGCAUGCUGAAUCAAGGGGAUGGACCUCCCCAAAUCCGCCCAUACCACACUAUAAUAGAUAUCGCUGAUCAAAAAAGGAAGGGUUCGAUAAAAACAAGGAAAUGGAGAUCAAUCUUCAACCUUGGUCGAUCUAAUAACGACUCGAAGCGCAAAACCAACAAGCAGGACGAUAAAGAAAUAACUGAAAAAAUGAACCUACGGCCAGCCAAAAGUAUGGAUUCCCUCAGUUCUGCACCGUAUACAACAGAUGUUUUGGAUUUGGGGCACAGCAGGCUUGUGAGAACAAGGUCUCCUAAAAUUCUGAUUCCAAUACGGAGGGAAAGUUUUGAAUCUCAAUCCAAGCAAGGGAACAGUUGUCCAGUACUGGACUCUGAAGAUCAAGACACCCAGCUAGAUGUAAUGCAGCCACCCAGCUUAGAAUUUGAUGAAGAGCCUUUGGCCAAAUCAGAACCGACAACGCCCAAACCAGCAAGGCACUCUACUACGGCACAUCCACAAGGACGAUCACCUAAAAGCACUCAUAAUCGAGCAGAAAAGUGUGUGGGAGUUCACAUUUCUGGUCCAUUUUCAGUAACUCUCCCAUUCCAUAUCACUUCCAACUUAUCCCGUCUCACAAGAGGAAUGGAGUGUCCAAGUCUAAUCUAUAAUCCUUUACAAAUUUCUGAAAAAUCAUUUGCACAGGAAGAAAGUCACUCUGAGACCAGUCUUGGAAUAUCAAGUCCGGUGCCUGAAAAUGAAAAAGACGAACCAUUUUAUUUACAAACCGAUACAAAGGAAAAUGUGCCACUCGAGGGGGAAGAACCGAAGGACACAAUGGCUUUGAAAGUGGAACUUAAUCUACCAGCAGCAGAGGAGCAAAAUGCAAAAGAACAAAACUCUCUGAAGGUGGACAAUGAUGAGAUCUCACUUGAUUUCCAAGAAACAUUUUCCUUUUUAGACAGCCAGGACAUAAAUCCAGAGUGUCCAGAUGAGAAAAUGUCAGGAUAUACUGCAAGCUAUAACCAUGGCGACAGCGAUAUUUUAGAGGAUGAACUGGGCAGUGUUUACAUGUCAGACUGUGUGCAGGCAAAAGAAUUUUCUGUAGAGCCUCCACCUGAUGAGUUAUCUACAGAUGAUGAAGAUCAGAUGUAUUUCAUACCAACAGGUUGCUAUGAUAUCGAAGAUCAGUCUAGAGAAAUUGAAGAUUCAGAAGAGAUUUUUCACAGUGCUUAUGACGAUCUUAGUCCUUUAUGUCAAGAACUGGGACCGCCAUUUACAUUUUUAAAUGUCAAAGAAACAGAUUCGUUUAAAGAUGCCACUGAGUUGGAAAAACUAAAUUCUCUGCAACCAAACGAAGAAAGUCUACAAACAGAACCCAAACUAGAGCCUACUGUAGGCCACGAAAAAGAAAAGAGCUCUAAUUUAAAAGACUCUUUAACUCCAAAUAUUGCUUAUGAUGAAGAGUCAAUGGCAGCUUCAGAUAGUGAGACCUGUGGACAACUCCUAACUCUAGAGAAUGAGUGUUCUUUGGAAAUCAUUGCGGAUUCAAAAUCCAAAAAUGAACUUGAAAUCCAACCUGAAGAAGAGGAUGAAAAUGUCAGUUGUCCAAGUAUGUUAGAGUUAGAAAACGGUUUGUUGUCUGACAAAGUUUCAGAAGUUUUUCAUGUAGAAACAAAUGAUCCAGCAUUGCCAAAUGAACUCAACUCAGACAGUGAGACCUGUGCACAACUCCUAACUCUAGAGAAUGAGUGUUCUUUGGAAAUCACUGAGGAAAUCAUUGCGGAUUCAAAAUCCAAAAAUGAACUUGAAAUCCAACCUGAAGAAGAGGAUGAAAAUGUCAGUUGUCCAAGUAUGUUAGAGUUAGAGAACGGUUUGUUGUCUGACAAAGAUUCAGAAGUUUUUCAUGUAGAAACAAAUGAUCCAGCAUUGCCAAAUGAACUCAACUCUUUGGAUAUACAAAGUGUACUUCAUGAAAACCAGGCAGAAAAUCAAGAUGAGACACAGUUCCAUCUUUCUCUGGAGGCUGAUAGCAGUAUCUUAGACAAUAUAAUGAAAUGUAAUGGUCUAGGUGAAAUCCAAGAAUCCACAAUGCAAAUCCCUGACAACAUUCUACUAACUGAAUGUGAAACCUUUGCUCAGCAAGACAAAAUUAUAGAGUUUGAAGCACUUAAAGACAUCCAGAAAUGCCCCGUACAGAAAUACACAGUGUCAACCUACCCUGCCUCUAAAGCUGAGCAACACUGCAAAUUGGUUAAUGGGAUGUACCCUGAUGGAGGUGCUUCAAUGAAACUUGCUUCCAUAUUGCCUAAAAUACAGCAGGUAAAGUCUGUUCCUGUUGUACCCCCAAAGCCACAGUUUGCAAAGCUGCCUCCUGCUUUGCGUAGUAAAAUUCAUGUUGGCUCAGCAUCCUCCACCAACAAAGACACCAAGCACCAAAUAACUGAAACAAUGAACAGUUCAGAGACUGCAGAGUUAAAUAAUGACUCUCUUAAAAAGCAAAGGUAUUCUGGCUGGAAAAGUGGAGUGAGUAUAUCAUUUGAUACUGCUGUUGCUCUUGCUAAAGAGCGUCAGAUGUCCCAAUGUCCAGUAAGAAGAAUGCAGACCUACUGCAUUGGAGAAACAUAUGAGAUAGACAGUACAAAGAUGGAGAACAGCCUAGGCCUCCAGAAACCAUGCCUAAAAUUAGGCAGUAGCAGAAUAAAUAGACCUCUAAGCUGUCUGGGGUCUCUCAGCUGUACAGAAGAGGCCAAUAAAGAAUGUAGCCAUUUAAAAGACAUGCCCACAAGUCCAGUAGGCAUGUAUGGAUCUCAUUCAGUUUUAGGUCAGGAAUCUUGGCCUAAAGCACAGAAUCAUUCAGCCCGGAACAGAAUGAGUUUGCCCAGGAUUGGGAAACAGUCCAGUAUCGAAGAACCACCUGAUUCUUGCCAAAACCAGCGAAGAUCACUGCUAUAAACUGCUUAUUCCAGUUUUACUAUUCAUAUUCUAUUUUAUGUACCUUUUGAGUGUACAUGGGGACCUAGAAAUAAGAAUAUCAGCUCUGUAUAAUGAAUGAUUAUCUUCAUACUUUC